This is a messenger RNA of Castor canadensis (American beaver), 3519 nucleotides long. Lineage: Eukaryota; Metazoa; Chordata; Mammalia; Rodentia; Castoridae. The record is from RefSeq and is a predicted model, not a curated record.
AGAAAAGUAUUAUGCCACACCUGUGUUGUGUAAUCAUUUCCAUCCACACCAUCACGACAAAUUUCUUCUCAAAACAGAAUAUGUUUUACACUAAAAAAUGGUACCAUGAAUGGUUUUUGCUCUUAUAGCAACUCCGCUCCAAUAUCCGAGAAAUGGAGAAGCUUUGCCUAAAAGUCCGAAAGGAUGACUUGAUACUUCUGAAGAGAAUGAUAGAUCCCGUUAAGGAAGAAGCAUCCACAGCAACAGCAGAAUUUCUCCAACUCCAUUUGGAAUCUGUCGAAGAGCUUAAGAAACAAUUUCAUGAUGAAGAAACUUCAUUACAACCUUCUUUGACCAGAUCCAUGACUGUUGGUGGAGCAUUUCACACCACUGAAGCUGAAGAUAGUUCUCAGAGUUUGACUCACAUAUAUGCAUUGCCUGAAAUUCCUUCAGAUCAAAAUGCUGCAGAAUCGUGGGAAACCUUAGAAGCGGACUUAAUUGAACUUAGCCAACUGGUCACUGAUUUCUCUCUCCUAGUGAAUUCUCAGCAGGAGAAGAUUGACAGCAUUGCAGACCAUGUCAACAGUGCUGCUGUGAAUGUUGAAGAGGGGACCAAAAACUUGGGGAAGGCUGCAAAAUACAAGCUGGCGGCGCUGCCUGUGGCAGGUGCACUCAUCGGAGGAGUGGUGGGGGGUCCGAUUGGCCUCCUUGCAGGCUUCAAAGUGGCAGGAAUUGCAGCUGCACUUGGUGGUGGGGUGUUGGGCUUCACAGGUGGAAAAUUGAUACAAAGAAGGAAACAGAAAAUGAUGGAGAAGCUCACUUCCAGCUGUCCAGAUCUUCCCAGUCAAACUGACAAAAAAUGCAGUUAAAAACCAAACUUCCAUACUAUUGGUGCGAAGGUCUCUAGUCUAACAAGCACCUUGCCGUUGCUGGACACCCAAUCAGCUUUUGGAACCCAAUGAUCAAGGCAGUGGCUCUAGAUGCCCAUGUGGCAUUGGACUGCAUUAAGUGGAUACCUUUUGUUUGUUGGGUGUUGAUGGAGAUGUUUGAAAUGGAGGAGCCUGGGCUGAGGGUGUAUGGUGUCUGGGAGGUCAUGGUUAAAGACUGCCAAAGAGCAAACUUUCUGCCUGGAAAUGUGAAAGCAAACUAUAAUUAAGGAAUGAAGAUGAGUAGAAAUGACUGGAGACUUAAGACGAAGUGUAGGGUAGAUUAUUUAGGCCUGUUGCCAAAGAAGAGAAUGGAGCCUUUCAGGUAGGGAAAUGUGAACUAACAAGAGGCAAAGGUGAGUCACAUGGUAGAGGGCCACUUGGUGAAGCCCAUCGCACUUCGAUUCAACUAUGUUUCUGGUGAAGGAUGAAGAGUAUAAGAAAAUGGAAAGAGAGGCCCAGCUUCUCUUUCGGGUAUCUUCAUUUGUGACACUGGCUUCUUUUCUGAACUUCCCUCGAUAUGUCUUUAAGAGCACAGAAUCUCACACAGUGGGACGAGACUUACUAAGCCAGCCAACAUGCGCACUGUCAGCCCUAAUGUAUUCAAGAUCCUGUGCCCUUUCGUUUCCUCCUUCGUAACUUCAAAAAGCUCUUCAGUUUGUGAGGUGAAUUCUAUCCAGGUGUAAUGAGGAUUUUUCUCAUGAACUGCCUUUUUGCAUUGUUUGACAUCAUUGUUCACCCCUUCCUGUAAUCUCUUAAGUUAAAAAAAACAAAACAAAAACUUCCAAAUGUUUCCAGCAAUGUUAGAAUUUGGGCUGAAAAUGAGCAGGGGAAAGUGUGAGACCGUAUCCUAUCCUGGGGCACUUUCUUACUUCAGGGGCUGAUUCAGUACCUGCCUCAUAGGAGUCUCUGACCCUCAGUCAUCUGAGAACUAGCUUUCUACCUCACUUCUGUUCUGUCCUUUUCCCAGGGUCUGUUGUCUCCUGUGCUUCCCUUCCCUUUUCACAGCUGCCAUUUCUUCCUAAGGAUAGUGUCAUGCUCCCCUUUUCUCACAUUCUAGAUGAUGACAAAGCCAGUGCCAAGACUCAGACCCAAUGAAGGAUUUGUGGUGCUAAUCCAACACUUGAUACUGACAGCAAGCAUGGUCCAGCCCAAACCCAAGUCUGUCUCAAACAACAAAAAGAUUUUAAAUUUAGAGAAUUUAAGGACAAGCAGCCUCACUCUGUACCCCCAAACUCAUUUGCAAUAUGAUGGAACCAUCUGUUUUAUUUGCUUUACUCUUUUUGAGGACAGAAAUAGGCAACUGCACCCCAUUGGUCAGGGGGCAAGUUGCAACAGAGGGCUGAAUAGUUUGUCACUUAGCUUCUCUUGCUGAGUUUGCUUUUAAUAACUUCUAUUGAUUGUUACCUUUUCACUUCUGUAUCUAGUCUACAGAGAUUGUUCACGUUUUUUGAAUCUCACCAAUGAAUUCCUGUGAGAUAAAGCACCAUUUUCUUUUGAUUAUUAAAUAAUAGGAAAGUAUCAAGUAUUGUUAUCUGCUUGCUUAUAUCUUUAACAUAAUGCCAAGAAAUAAAUACUUUGAAUAAUUAUCAGUUUCUGCCCUGGUAUCAGAUAUAGGAUACUUGUAAGUUUGGGAUAAUUACUUUUGACUUCCACCUUUUUCUACGUUCUGGUCGUUACUGUUCCAUUAACAUAUACUUUCAGUUCUGGACAGGCAUCAGACCUUACCCAGACGUUUAUUUAAACAACAUUUUUAAACCUCAGUGGCAAGGGUGAUGGUGAUAGAGCCAGUCCAGCUUCAUCAGCUGAAAUUAUAAAUUUAGAACACAGUUAUGUUCAUGACCAAGCAGUGUCAUUUAAUUCCGUAAUUUCCAAUGUUCUACUCUUCUUCACCACUGCAUAGUACUCUGCUCUGUCAACCCCAAAAGGGCCACACUUUUGAGCAUACUGCCUUAGCAGUAGCAUGAGAGACUAAUAACAACCGGAAGGAGAGAGGCCUGUAUCUGAAGCUCACAUUGUGUUCUGGGAUUUUGAAUUUUUUACGGAGCCCGUGUGGGACCCCAUUACAUGUAUGUUGUUGUAUAAACCUUUGACUUCACUGGUCAUCAGGAGUGGGAUGUCACCCCAACAGUCUUCAUGCUUAGUUAGGCAAGUUAUAGUCCUUUAAAAAGUUUUAUAAUUUGGAGUUAUUUAGAAAUUGUAUCUCAUUUCCUCAUAAUAGAACCUAAUAACCAACUUUUUGUAGAAAUUGCUAGAAGUGUUUAAUCAACUAUUAGUGAUAUUCAUAUUAACUAUAAAGUGCUUGUAAGUUAAAUUAGUCAACAUGACAUAGAAACCGAUCUUCACAUUGAAUGUAAUGUCCUACAAUGUCAAGUUAAAUUUAUCUUCUCUGUGCUUCCUGUCUUAUUUUUACUGUGACAAGUUAGAAAGGAACACUCGUUAAGCUCUUAAAUUAGUAGGUGCUUACUUGGAUAAAAGCAGCACUCCUAAAGACUCUUUUGAUGUAAUAAUCUGAGAAUUUCUCUAUACUGGCAGAAUGGCUCAAGUGAUAGAGCACCUGCCUGGUAAGCACAAGGCCUGGAGUUCAAACCCAGUACCACCAAAAAAAAAAAAA